CCCGGCCGGUGCCAGCUCCGCGAAGCCCGCGGGCGAGACCCGGGUGGCGCGGGCGACGGCUGCCUGAGCGACGGGCGCGCGGGAGCGGCGCCUGCGGGUCCCGGAGGCCUCGAGGACGCUUGCAAUGCUCCAGAAAGCCAAGAGCGUGAAGCUGCGGGCCCUGCGCAGCCCGAGGAAGUUCGGCGUGGCGGGCAGGAGCUGCCAGGAGCUGCUGCGCAAGGGGUGCCUGCGCUUCCAGCUCCCGGUGCGCGGCUCCUGGCUGUGCUUGUAUGAGGACGGCACGGAGCUGACCGAAGACUACUUCCCCAGCGUCCCCGACAACGCCGAGCUCCUGCUGCUCACCUCGGGCCAGACCUGGCAGGGCUACGUGAGUGACAUCGGUCACUUCCUCAGUGUGUUUCACGAGCCGCAUGCGGAGAUCAUCCAGGCUGCCCGGCAGCUGCUGUCCGGCGAGCAGGCCCCGCUGAGGCAGAAGCUGCUGGCCGACCUCCUGCACAACGUCAGCCAGAACAUCGUGGCCGAGACCCGGGCCGAGGACCCGCCGUGGUUUGAAGGCUUGGAGUCCCGAUUUAGGAACAAGUCUGGCUAUCUGAGGUACAGCUGUGAGAGCCGGAUCCGGGGUUACCUGAGAGAGGUGAACUCCUACGCCUCCAUGGUGGGCGCGGAGGCCCAAGAGGAGUAUGUGCGGGUCCUGGGCUCCAUGUGUGAGAAGCUCAAGUCCGUGCAGUACAACGGCAGCUACUUUGACAGAGGAGCUAAGGCCGGCGGCCGUCUUUGUACACCGGAAGGCUGGUUCUCCUGCCAGGGUCCCUUCGACAUGGACAGCUGCUCGUCGAGACACUCCAUCAACCCCUACAGCAACAGGGAGAGCAGGGUCCUCUUCAGCACCUGGAACCUGGACCACAUAAUAGAAAAGAAGCGCACCAUUGUCCCCACGCUGGCUGAAGCCAUCAAGGAACAAGAUGGAAGGGAGAUAGACUGGGAGUAUUUUUACAGCCUGCUUUUUACCUCUGACAAUCUGAAAUUAGUGCACAUCGCCUGCCAUAAGAAAACCACCCACAAGCUCAGCUGCGACCCAGACAGAAUCUACAAACCCCGGACAGGGCCGAAGAGGAAGCGGCCCGCUCGCAAGUCCCGGUGACGCUGCGCCCUGUGCUCGGGGAGGCCUCGUGCAUGGGCAGAACCUUAACAGGUGCUAAUUUUUUUUUUGGUCACUCCAGUAGUUCCUGGAAAAAAACUUAAAAAGUAUCUCCUGCAGUUCUGAUUUCAGUAUAUUUCUGCAUCUGUUUUCUGUGCCUUUUGAGGGCCCAGCUUCCAGAGGACAGCUUUAGGGUGCUCACAGGACAUCUGUGGGUCAUACUGGCCGGCAGGGACCAGGAGUUGUCUUUGAGCUCAGGGAUCCUUCCGUUUUCUGAUGUCACCAGUUUAGUGUGUGCUCACGUGGUAUGGGCUCCACGCUACACCGUGUCAUGGCUGGACUUGGCCGCCCUGCUUAAGGGACAAGUUGUCUGUGUAUCAGCUGUCUCCUUCCACAGCAGACAGACAGCUCCAUCCUCUGGACUCUUCUGAGUGCCCCGAAGAGCCGUGCAGCACCUUUGGGUAAAACGUCUGUGCUCCGUCCGGAACACACGAGGACACCACCGCUGGGUUGUCUAUGGCGGCAAAGUGCGAACCUCCAAAGUCUGCAGUAGGGCGGCCGCUGGUUGUGGCCUCACACUGAAGCAUGUGAAAUUGCUGUUUCUCUAGGUUAAAAGUGGUCAGAUGUCAUUUAUUUCAUGAUCCAACCUAACACAUCGACACAAUGCAGAACUGUACAGCAGUUCGAGGCGUUCACGAGAUGAGCGUCCGUGUGUGGAGAAGGGAAGCUGUUAAGUGCCCCGGCGGCUUAACUGUGUAGAGUAUGAUCUGUUUGUCUUACAAAGGGCUGGUGUUCGUGUCAUCCAUGUGUGUCAGUGUGUGCAGGGAACACACCGGACCGUGAACAGCAGUAAUCCUGGGGACAUAGUGCGGGGAGACUGGGUGACAAAGGACUCAUUUUCCAAAUCAUGGAUUUUAUAAUACUUGAA
Molecule: messenger RNA, 2066 nt
Organism: Propithecus coquereli (Coquerel's sifaka)
Lineage: Eukaryota; Metazoa; Chordata; Mammalia; Primates; Indriidae
Gene: DFFB
Product: DNA fragmentation factor, 40kDa, beta polypeptide (caspase-activated DNase)
Exons: 7
Coding region: 125-1141 (338 amino acids)
Biological process (GO): apoptotic process; apoptotic DNA fragmentation
Cellular component (GO): cytoplasm; nucleus
Molecular function (GO): DNA endonuclease activity
Source: RefSeq, a predicted model, not a curated record